AUGAAGGUAAACCGGAUGAACACUGCCUCCAAUCCAACCCAGCAAGAUGAGGAAACCCAUCAGGUUAAUAUAUCUUCGCUAAAGAUCCGGGAAGACUACAAUUCAAGUUUGGUGUUUGGAAACGACCAAUCUCAAAUACACCCAGACAUAACUGAGCUAGAUCAAACGCAAUGUGAAAUAUUCAAUGAAGAUAUAUUCUCCACUCCGUCAAAGAAAGAAAAUGGGAGUAUACCGUUGAGCUAUCUACAGGACACCCAAGUGAUUGAGCAAGAACAUAUAGAAUCACCCAAGUCACAAUUUAUAGGUGAUACCCAAGUUAUAGACUCACCUUCUUCAAGUGAUCAGAAAACACGCGUACGGCAUGUCCCAAAUCUACCAGAAAUUAGUGAAUCACCCGUGAUUGCUUCAUAUGAGACGGAAACCCCGUCAUCGGGAGCCAGUCACGACCAAGUACGACGUGAUUAUCAACUACAAGACACUCAAAUUAUAAACAACGACCAAACACAACGAAUAGACGAUUACACGCAGAGGAUAGACAACGAUUUUACACAACAAAUAGACAAUUAUACGCAGAGAAUAGACAACAAUUUUAUUCAACAAAUAGACGGAGACACUCAAGCCUUUACCCAAGCACAAACCCAACUUAUAGAUCAAACCCAGAAAAUCAAACUAGAAUCUUUUCAGUUUAGUUCAGGAAACCAAGAAACACAACCAAUUAACCAAAACGGAAACAUAUCUACAAGCUCACCAGAGAAACAGACUAUGACCAGUUCCCCUCAACUUCUUGUUCCUCCACCCGAAUUCAUAUCCCAUACACAAGUGCUCAACACCCAAGAACAGGCAGAUAUAACUACUACAAGCCAGGGGAACAACGACACACUUGAAGUACAAAGUGAUGAUGAACAAGAGUCCGAGAACAAGCAGUUCGAGGACAGUUUGCUAGCCACAAGACUCAAACGUAAGAUGUCACAGCCAGGAAGUCCCAUCAAAAGAUUAAAACGAAAUCAAACCACUAUGGAAAUUCCCGAAAUGAAAACUCCAGUUGAUUUACGAAUGAAGAGUGAACCAAUUGUGCUAGCCAGCCCCAGCACACUAACGAGUCAAUCAUCGCCCCCAGUGCAACUAGUUAAGCGUACGAGCAGUCCUACCAAGGAAACAGAUCGAGAAAAUACCACCAUACCCGAUGAUGAAGAGGUAGAGGAAACAACUAUUCCCGAUGAAGAACCGACAAGGAUACAUCCGCCUUCUUCUCCUCAAUUUAACAUUCCAUUUGAAGACGGGUCUUCAGAACUGGAAGAUAUCGACGAUGUAGAUGAGCCAAUUCCUGGUAAACGAAGGAUACGUAACAUCAUAGACUCCCAACCUACCAUGGACGAAACUACUUUUGACGAAAGUAAUGAUACGAAAGUCUUGCGAGUUGAGACUCUGAAUGUGUUAACGCAAGAUGACAUUGUAAACCACAACAGUGUUUGGGCUACAUAUAACAACUUGAAAAUAUAUAGUGGCACGGUGGUAAACAAGGAUAUUGAGUAUCUGAAUGUCGACUUCCGGGAUGGGAUUUACCGAAUCAAGAAUACUGAUUUGAAACUAUUGGAUAUCAGAAUUGGUGACACGUUGAAUAUCAGGAACUCUGCUCACAAAUACGUGGUCACUGGAUUAGGUUGUUCGGAAUCGUCAUCAUUUAUCCAAUGCAUUCGAGGAUACAAUGUUGUUUACUUGUGCAAGUUCCCCUCCAAACCAAAAGACCACGAGUUCAGAGUAUCAUUAUCUGAGUGUUUCAUGGAAGUUGACGAUUGGGCCCUACAUGAACUGAACUAUCAACUCAUUAUAGAAAGCCACGAUUUGUUGAGUGAUACAGUCCCGUUGACUCCGACAAAAACAAACAAGUUCAUACCAUUUAUAAGCCAAGUAAGCAGUAAAGCAUCGCCAUUACGUCGCUCGACCCAUGAAAGGACUAGUUUAUUUUCUGGUAGGUUAUUUUGUAUCACAGGGAUAGUUGGCGAUCGCAAGAAUGAAAUCAAGCAAAUGAUUGAAAAUAAUGAUGGAACAUUGAUUGAUCGGGAGCUCAAUGAAAUAUUUCAGUAUAGCACAGUUGGAGAUUCGCUAGUAUUGCAAUCGGAUUACCUUGCCGGGUUAUCCUUCGGGGCAUUAAUUUCAAACAGUUAUUGUCGUAGUGCCAAGUACCUCCAAGCAUUGGCUUUAGGAUGGCCCAUUCUUUCAGAUGUUUAUAUUGACGAUUGUAUAAACGAUAGCUCUACCCUUGAAGCGUGGCCGGGUUAUUUGUUACCUUCGGGUCAAUCGAAACGGUUGAAUGCAGUAAAGAGUUACGAUGUAUUCAAGUUCAGAAAGAAUUACGAAUGUGGGGCCAUGUUGAAUGAACAGCUAAGUCUCAACAAUAACUUGUUGCAUGGCAUCGAUGUAAUUAUCUUGACCAUUAACGUUAAUGCUAAUUCGUUGGAAACUAGUAAAUUGAUAUUCCAUUCGUUUGGAGCUAGAUCGUUACAGUACUGCUCUAAGCUGGGACAAAUACAGAAGUUGUUCAAGCUGUUGGGAGGUGAUAUCAUAGUGUAUGACGAUGGAAACACCAUAAACAAGGUAUUGUCAAACAUGGCUUCAAGAAAUAUCAAAAAACAGAAAGAAUCAAAGAAAGUAAAAGUCGUUGAUUGGGAAUGGUUGGUUCAGUGCGUCAUUGGAGGAAUCAUUUGGAAAUCACCGACAUACACAAUAGAUAUAUAG
Messenger RNA from Spathaspora passalidarum NRRL Y-27907, 2736 nucleotides. It is a transcript of the gene RAD9, whose product is annotated as chromatin-binding protein. Bases 1 to 2736 code for a protein of 911 amino acids. Gene Ontology annotation, biological process: positive regulation of transcription by RNA polymerase II; DNA damage checkpoint signaling. Gene Ontology annotation, molecular function: histone binding. The transcript has a single exon. Gene Ontology annotation, cellular component: nucleus. NCBI's taxonomy places the organism in Eukaryota, Fungi, Ascomycota, Pichiomycetes, Serinales, Debaryomycetaceae. The record is from RefSeq and is a predicted model, not a curated record.